This is a messenger RNA of Nicotiana attenuata, 372 nucleotides long. RefSeq lists its product as uncharacterized. The transcript has a single exon. The record is from RefSeq and is a predicted model, not a curated record. Bases 1 to 372 code for a protein of 123 amino acids. NCBI's taxonomy places the organism in Eukaryota, Viridiplantae, Streptophyta, Magnoliopsida, Solanales, Solanaceae.
AUGCUGUGUAAGAGGCUUAAGAGAGCUGUAUCAAUACUAGUAGCUGAGAACCAAGCAGCUUUUGUAGAAGGUAGAUCACUGAUUCAUAAUAUCCUUAUAUGCCAUGAUUUACUAAGACACUAUAAUAGGAAGACAACUCCUAGGUGCCUUAUGAAAAUUGAUUUGAGGAAGGCAUAUGAUAUGAUCAACUGGGAUUCCAUAGAGGAAGCUCUGAAAGGAUUUGGAUUUCCGGACUCAUUCACUAAACUGGCGAUGACUUGUGUGACCACAACAAAAUUCUCUAUAAGAAUUAAUGGUGAAUCCAUGGCUACUUUGAAGGCAGGAGGGGGCUUAGGCAAGGGGAUCCUAUCUCACCCCUACUAUUUGUUCUAG